This is a messenger RNA of Hyaloperonospora brassicae, 1623 nucleotides long. Lineage: Eukaryota; Oomycota; Peronosporomycetes; Peronosporales; Peronosporaceae. The record is from the annotation of a GenBank genome assembly.
AUGGCGCCCCGCCCGCCCCCGUCGUCGGCGCCAUCGAACCGCCAGGCCGUGCGCCCCAUUGUGCUCCUCGCCCCGCCACUACCCGGCGCGCGGCACACGUGCGGCCUCACGCUGUCGCCCGUGAAACGCGGCUCGCGCGACAUCUUGGCCACACUCAAGCACCAGUGCGACUGCCCGCCGCGGUCCAUCUCCAUGGGCGAGUACGUCGCCAGUCCGCGCGUCGCGACCGGCACUGACGCCCACAGCUUCACCGCCACGGAAGCCCACGCCCUCCUGCGCCCCGAGUCGUGCCACGCCAUUGUUCACGUCGCCCCGCACGAGACAACACACACAGCUACGUCCACUGCUGCUACGUCCACUGCUGCUACUGCUGCUGCUGCGUCCAGCGCGACCAGUUCGCUCUGGGGCUCGACGUUCACGCUGACCAACACGAUCUUGGGCUCGGGGACGCUGGCCGUGCCGUUCGCCAUCGCCUCGAGCGGCUGGCUCCUCGGCACGCUCCUGCUGCUGGCGAUCGCGCUCACGACGCGCUACUCGGUGCAGCUGCUGCUGGCCGCCAGCGACCGCGCGGGCGCGCACUGCGCCAAGACCUACGAGAGCCUCGGCCACUACACCAUGGGCGCCUGGGGCACGCGCGUGGCCGAGUUUACCUUUAUCUCGGGCGGCUUUGGCACGCUCGUGAGCUACGUCGUGUUUGUCACGGACCUCGUGGCCGCCGUCGCGGGCGUUGCGCGCGCCGACAAGUGGCUCGUGACGCUCGCGCUCGUGGCCGCUGUCGUCUGUCCGCUGUCGCUCAGUCGGCAGAUUGGAAAGCUCUGGCUCGCGUCCGUGCUGGCGAUCCUGUCGGUCUGCUACGUCGUGGCCUUUGUCGUCGUGGCGCUGCUCCUGGCGGUCGACGCCACGGGCCGCAGCUUUGCGGUCGCGCCCGGCGUGCAGGCCGUGCGCUUCGAGCCCGGCAGUGUCUACACGCUGACGCUCCUGAUCUCGGCCUUUGCGUGCCACAACACGGCGCUGCCCGUGUACGAAGAGCUCCAGGACCGCACCCUGCCGCGCAUGAACCGCGCGGUCGGCAGCGCAAUUGCCGUUGCGUUUGGGCUCUACGCGGCGAUUGCGCUCUGCGGCUACGUGCAGUUUGGCGCCGCGACGCAGGACAACAUUUUGCUCAACUUUUCCGCAACGUACGUGGCGCAGCACGCGGCCGUGCGCGGGCCACUGCUCGUGGGUCAGCUGUGUAUGGCGCUGGCGCUCGUGCUGACGACACCGAUUGCCAUGUGGCCCUUCCGGUCCUGUGUGCUGAGCGUGUACCUCCGCGUGAAGAACGGGCGGCAGACGCCGAGUCACCGCGCGACGUACCGCGAGUACGUCACGGUCACGGUCGUCAGCCUCGUGCUCAUUGCCACGUGCAGUAUCUUUGUGCCGUCGGUCAAGAUCCCGCUGAGCAUUGUCGGCUCUGUCUCGGGCUCGCUCUUGAUUUACAUCCUGCCGGCGCUGUUCUACUUGUUGCAGGCCACGGGGCCCAUCUGGAGUCGGAAACACACGGGGCCGUUGCUGAUGCUCGGCGCUGGUGUCGUCGUGGGCACACUGGGGCUCUCGGUGACGCUCUAUAAGCUGUAUCACGAAUAG